Hypanus sabinus (Atlantic stingray) is the source of this 4436-nucleotide messenger RNA. It is a transcript of the gene exoc2, whose product is annotated as exocyst complex component 2. Gene Ontology annotation, biological process: exocytosis; Golgi to plasma membrane transport. The coding region runs from base 253 to 3039 and encodes 928 amino acids. The record is from RefSeq and is a predicted model, not a curated record. The transcript is spliced from 28 exons. Lineage: Eukaryota; Metazoa; Chordata; Chondrichthyes; Myliobatiformes; Dasyatidae. Gene Ontology annotation, cellular component: exocyst.
AAUGGGGGAGUCACUGCUGGGUGUUGGGUGUCAGGGUGUACGUCGCCUGCUCAUGGUGAGACGGGCACGGGUUAAACUCUGUGCUGUCCUCUUGCUGGUGUAGUUCAGCCUUUUCGCCCCACGCUGCCCGGCCUCGGUCUGUCGUGCGCAGCCCAUCCCUGCCUGGUCCCUUCCUGUCUUGUGCUCCCUGCUCUUGAUGAUUGCGGUACCUUGGGAUAUCUUUUAAAUAAAACCCAUAAUUGAAGAGUGAUCAUGUCUCGAGCACAGCAACCACCACUAGUAACUGGGAUCUCUCCAAACGAAGGAUUUCCAUGGACAAAAGUAACAAUCCGAGGAGAAAAUCUGGGAACAGGGUCCAUGGAUCUUAUAGGAUUGUCAAUAUGUGGACACAACUGUUUGUUGACUGCCGAAUGGAUGUCUGCUAGUAAAAUAGUCUGUCGAGUUGGGCCAGCAAAAAAUGAUAAGGGAGACAUCAUUGUAACCACCAAAUCGGGUGGCGCAGGAACUUCAACUGUUUCCUUUAGACUGAUGAAGCAAGAGAAAAUAGGUAUCUUGGAUCAGUCAGCUGUUUGGGUUGAAGAAAUGAACUAUUAUGAUAUGCGGACUGAUAGGAAUAAAGGAAUUUCUCCCUUAUCUCUACGUCCAGCAAAUCCUCUUGGGAUAGACAUAGACAAAGGCAAAACAUCUCCUAAGGAUUUGGAAGGAUUAUUUCAGGGUAUGAGUGGAGAUUUUACUAGUGAAAAAUUCUCUGCCACCUGGUAUCUGAUAGAAAAUCACUCCGCUACAAGCUUUGAUCAACUAAAAGUUGCUGCAAAUUUUUUAAGGAAACAGGCAAAUAAGAAGAAUGAGGGAAGCUUAGCCUAUGUGAAAGGAGGCCUCAGUACAUUCUUUGAGGCCCAGGAUGCUCUUUCAGCAAUUCAUCAAAAGUUGGAAGUAGAUGGGACGGAAAAAGUGGAAGGAUCUAUGACGCAGAAACUGGAGAAUGUACUCAACAGAGCAAGUAAUACUGCUGAUACACUAUUCCAAGAAGUUUUGGGGCGCAAAGAUAAAGCAGAUUCCACGAGAAAUGCACUGAAUGUUCUUCAGCGCUUUAAAUUUCUCUUUAAUCUUCCCCUUAAUAUUGAAAGAAACAUUCAAAAGGGCGAUUAUGAUGUGGUUAUAAAUGACUAUGAAAAGGCUAAGUCACUAUUUGGGAAAACUGAAGUUCGCGUGUUCCAAAAAGUUUAUGCUGAAGUAGAGACUCGUAUUGAUGCACUGAGGACCCUCUUGAUGGACAAGUUACUUGAGAUGCCAUCAACUCUGCAUGAUCAGAAAAGAUAUAUAAGAUACCUAUCUGAUCUCCACACACCAGGUGACCCUGCCUGGAAGUGUAUAAUGGCCCAGCAUAAGUGGAUCCUGCAGCUUAUGCAGAGCUGCAGGGAGAAUUAUGUGAAAGGAAAAAAGGGUGCUACUGUUCUCCAUAGCCCAAUGCUAGAUUUAGACAGCGAUGUGCGGCCUUCUCCCAUAAGUCGCUUGAGUCAAACAACGUCAGUGAAAAGGGCCAGCAGUUUUCAAUCUUCUAGGGAUGAUUCUUGGCGUUUUAAGGCACCUCAGCUUGUAACAUAUGUUGACAAUCUAACAGAAAUUGUUAUAAGUCAACUGCCAAAUUUCUGGAAGCUUUGGAUAUCCUAUGUGAAUGGAAGUCUUUUCAGUGAAACAGGAGAAAAAUCAGGACAAUUUGAGAAACUUAAGAAAAAUGCCAGAUCCCGACAAAAUGAUUUCAAGAAAAUGAUUCAAGAGAUAAUAAAUUCACUUGUGAAACUAAUCCGAGGAGCUCUUCUUCCAACCAGCCUCACUGAGAUGGAGCUGAAACAAUAUGGGGGAUGGGAGGCAAAAAUGGAACUUUCAGGCCAGUGGCUAACCCACAUUAUUCAUACUAUGAGGAUUAAUUAUGAAUCUUUGACCGCACUGGAAAUUCCGAAUGAUCUCCUGCAAACAAUUCAAGAGCUAAUCUUGGAUUUGAGAGUGCAUUGUCUUAUGGUUACCUUGCAGCAGACUGCUGAUGAUGUUAAGAGGCUUGCAGAGAAAGAAGACUGGAUUGUUGACAAUGAAGGGAUCACUUCUUUGCCGUCUCAAUUUGAACACCAUGUUGUGCAAACCCUACAAGCUCUCAAGGAAACCAUAGAUUGCAAGGCUGGAGAAACCAGUAUUUUUCAGCAUGAGAAAAACCAGCAACAUGUCUUCGAGCUUUCCAUUAACAUUAUGAAGGUUUUUAUUGAUUCUUUGGAGUACUUGAGUACAAAGGCUGAAGGAGAUCAAGAAAGCAUGCAUCUCGGUAGCCUUCCAUUAGAUAUUUCAUCCCCAGACUUACUUGGAAGCUUGCGUGAAAAUUUCACUCCUACUCCUGAACAAAGACUACUGAUUGUCCUAAGCAACUGUGAGUACCUGGCACAUCACACGUUCAAUAAUUUGGCCGAACACUUUGAGAAGCAUGGUUUCCAAGGAACAGAGAAAAUUGCACAGGUUAGCAUUGAUGCUGUGAAGUAUCUGGAUCAGAGGCUCUUUGAAACCUACAUUGAACUAAAAUCGGAUCCAAUUGUUGGCUCUCUAGAGCCUGGAAUUUAUGCUGGAUAUUUUGACUGGAAGGACUGUCUUGCACCUACAGGUGUCAGAACUUACUUAAAAGAAGCCUUAGUUAAUAUCAUAGCUGUGCAUGCAGAGGUGUUUACGAUUUCGAAGGAACUUGUCCCGAGAGUUCUUUCACAGAUUGUAGAAGCUGUUGCUGAAGAAAUGAGCCGAUUGAUGCAGUGCGUAUCAUCCUUUAGUAAAAAUGGAGCAUUACAGGCCAAACUGGAAAUAUGUGCCCUUAGAGAUGCUGUUGCCUCAUUCCUGACUCCUGACAGCAUUUCUAGCUUUAAACAGGCCCUUGAAGCAUUACCUCAACUUCCCAAUGGAGCAGAUAAGAAGUUACUUGAAGAGCUCCUGAACAAAUUCAAGAGCAGCAUGCACUUACAGCUCACUUGCUUUCGACCUUCCUCACGAAGCAUGGUGAAGACAUAAUGAUGACAAUAUCCAAGGGAAUCAAAUACCUAAUAUGAAACUAAGUAGCAUAGCUUGAGAAUUUUUUGAAAGUUGUACUCUAAGUAUGUGCCUGCUAAGCCUCGAAAUUAUUACUUAAAAAAGCUGAAAAUCAAAGCAUACUGUUGUUUUAUUGAUGUUUGUCAAGCGCAUUUAGCAAAGUAGAAGCUUAUGUUAGUAAUUUAACUUGGUAGCACCUGGUGCUCUAACCCUAUUUGUAAAAUCUUUAAAUACAUUUCAAGUUGCAUGUCAUAUUUCAUAAGGAAAAAGACAUUAAAAAAGGAUUAAGCACUUUAAACUCAGUUUUUCAUGUAAACAUUAUUCUUCAGAAAUGUUAAGUGAUGUAUCUAAGUGCACAGUUUUUGUGCAUUUCCUUCCCAGCAUUCAAUUAAGAAGCAAGAAUUAAGAACACCAUGACAUUUCUUGCAAAAUACAUAAUUGCAGUGUAUUUACCACUAACUUGUGAAAGUUUGAGGAUAUGUGCCAGAAGGGCAUGUUCCAAAUCUGGAAUUAUUAAUUGUUAUUUAUGUAUUGCAAGUAAAUAAAUACAGUACAGCAACUUAAUUCUAUUUCAAAGCUUGGGACAUAUAUUUUUUUAAUUCCUGAAAUUGCAACAGCAGUGAAACAAAGUCAGACAUCAUCCAGCAGCAUUAUAAUUUUAAGCCUGUAAUUUAUUACAGUCAGGGCCCUAUAAGAAGUGAUAUGAUCAAAGUCUCAUCCCUGAUCAAGCAUUAAAUGGAAAUAUUUCAUAGUGAUAACAGAUUUAAUGCUGCAAUUUUGUUUAAUUUGGUCUUUAAAAUUAUAAUGGGCCUUCAAAGCAAUGUAAGGAAAAGCUGUUCCUACUUAGCUUUGACUUCAGUUGCUGAAGAAUUUGCUAGAGAAAUGCCACAAAAAAUUGUGCCAGAACAUGUCCUGCUCCACCAUAGACAAAGAUAAAAACAAAUCUAAUAAUGCCAUUACUUUAAAAAGCUAGGUAAAGAUUUUGAAAAGAAAGGAAGUAAAAUGAUUAAAAAGACAAAAGAGAAAGUUUGGGGAACAAAUUAAAAUGGAUAAUGUUCAGUCUGCGACCCGAUAUCAAUACAGGGGACAGAUUUGCUCUCUGUGCUGUAUAUUGUAUAAAUUUUGGAAACAGAAUCAUAACCUAACUAACAGUUAAUGUGUGGAAUAAAAGUAGUCAUGGAAAAUUUUCCAGCCAUUAAUGUUUCCAUAAGACAUAGGAGCAGAAUUAGACCAUUUGGUCCAUUGAGUCUGCCCCAUAAGCAAUGCUUCAUCAAUGUGCAGUUUAUAUUGAAAGCCAUCAAUUUUAUUGACAAAGACUGUUAUGGAAUUAGUUUGUGCUGCUAACAUUAGAUUAAAGUAUGUGGUGGUAUCAUUCACAA